Molecule: messenger RNA, 1899 nt
Organism: Corvus hawaiiensis (hawaiian crow)
Lineage: Eukaryota; Metazoa; Chordata; Aves; Passeriformes; Corvidae
Gene: SUCNR1
Product: succinate receptor 1
Exons: 2
Coding region: 61-1014 (317 amino acids)
Biological process (GO): G protein-coupled receptor signaling pathway
Cellular component (GO): plasma membrane
Molecular function (GO): G protein-coupled receptor activity
Source: RefSeq, a predicted model, not a curated record
UCCCAGAGCUCUGCCGGGACUUGGAGCACCAGCAGGGAGGCAGCACCCACAGCCCUGGGCAUGGCUGUGAACGAGACCAGUGACUGUUUGCUGACGAACAGAGUACUAGAAAAGUAUUAUCUCUCCACCAUGUACAGCCUUGAGUUCAUUUUAGGCGUCAUUGGAAACACCAUUGUGGUGUUUGGCUAUAUUUUCUGCCUGAAAAAAUGGAAAAGCGGCAACAUCUACCUGUUCAAUUUAUCCAUCUCAGAUUUGUUAUUUCUGUGCACUCUGCCAAUACUGGUGAACAGCUACUCCCAAGAUCAGUGGGCAAACGAGGGCAUCCUGUGCCACAGCAACAGAUUCCUGCUGCAUGCCAACCUGUACAGCAGCAUCCUCUUCCUCACCGCUAUCAGCAUUGACCGGUACAUGCUCAUAAAACACCCCUUCAGGGACCACAUGCUACAGAAGAGGAGAACAGCUGUUAUGGUGUCUGUUGCCAUAUGGAUUGGGGUGAUCCUGGAGCUGCUGCCACUGGUGCAUUUCCUGGAGCCUCUAACACCCACCAAUGAUUACAAGUGUCUUGAUUAUGCCAGCUCUGGAAACCCUGCGACAAACCUCAUCUAUAGCAUGUUCCUGACUGUCUUUGGUUUCCUCAUCCCUCUCUUGAUCAUGUGCUGCUUCUACGUGAAGAUGGUUCGUUUUCUUAAAAACAGGAGAGAGCAACUCAGUUCUGCUGUGACCCUCGAGAAGCCCCUUACUCUGGUGAUCCUCACCGUGGUUAUCUUCUCCCUUCUCUUCACUCCCUACCACGUCAUGCGCAACAUCCGGCUCGCAUCCCGCAUACCGGCCUUGAACGUCUCUGAGUGCACACAGGGAAUCAUCAGCACCAUUUACGUCAUCACGAGACCCUUUGCCUUUCUAAAUAGUGCCAUUAAUCCUGUUUUUUAUUUCCUAAUGGGUGACCACUUCAGAGAGAUGCUGAUGGCCAAAACAAGACAGCUCUUGGGCCGGCUGACAACCACUGGGAAGUGAAUGAGUAAGGAGACCCCUUGUAGUGGGAGAGGUCUGGGAGGAAACUCUCUUAGGGAGAGCAUUCAGCAAUGUGCCGUUUUUUUAGAUAACUUUAUUUAUGCAAUAGAAUAGGUAUGAGCUGAUUGUGUUCCUCUAAAUGCACCUGUUACCUUAUUGUAUGGGAGACCUUCUGCUGAGCUGCCUCUGGGAGGGAUACCAGCUCCCAGCAGGACAGCAGGACCCUGCUCUCGGAGUGUGAUGUCCCACAGCCCAUUAAUACUGCAAUCGGAAGACCAUCAAGCCAGCUCUCAGAGGGAAAAUGCACUGCUCUCAGACAGCUGCUUUGUGAGCCAUAACGUGCGCCUGGGCUGGGCAAAAAUGUGCUUUGUACAUCACCAGGACAGCCAGGCACGCUCACAUGGCUCUCACAGCCACCUAUCAGAGUAUGGAGCUACCUGUUUUUAAUACAAGUGCCAGUGGAAUCUAUAGCCUGAAGCAGAAUUUGGACCUCAGAGUUCAAACUUCAUUAGCAGUUCUACUAAUGAACCAGGAGCUAAUGAGGAGCCAGUCCCUGCCUGAUCCCUGCAGGAUCAAUCAGCAGCACAAGUUACUCUCCAAUGGACUGACCCGGCUUCAAAUAGACAGGGGAAGGAUCGAUGGAGGAAUGAGCUCAUAUGAGCUUGGGCUGGACCAGGAGCUGCUGGGAGGGGGUGUGGGCAGGGUGUGGGCAGCCCCUUCCCCUGCCUGCACCCCUGCAGGCACCGAGGGGCCCCGGGCCUGCCCAGGGACUCACUGCUCCCUAGCACACAGAACGGGAACCCAUCCAGUCUCACCCAGGUCAUCCUGGGUUCUGCUCUCUGGUGUGUCAGUCACUUGCAAUGUGCUUCGCUGUGCUGGUGGCACCAG